ACCUGAGCUACUCUGUGAUUCCAGAUGUGUAUAAAACCCUGCUUGUUGCUGCUCAUCUCCCUAUUGAUUCUACAAGAAGGAGAACUUAAAAGAAUUGUGCCUUUGGAAUGAAAUUGGAAAUUAUCUGUGGAUUUAUUAAGAAAGCAACUUAGAAGAAAAGUGAUUUAGUAGCAGAGAUGUAAUUGCUUAUGCAGGUGGUAUAGGUUUAGCACAGGUGGCACCUUUUUCACGUAAAAAUAGCAAAGCACAAAUUCAGUUAGAAGUAUCCCACGUCUUUAAUUUUAAUCACAAAGAAGGAGUAUUCCAACAUCCACUACUUAGGAAUAAUCAAACUUGCCUUUUAGUGGAGAUAUAUGAGGAAGCUCACGCUUAAAAGACUGCUCAGCUUGAUAAACCUUCAUUUAGCUUCUCUUUUUGCUUUUAAAAUUUUUACAUUGCCCUUUUCCUUUCUAGGAUCCUAACAAGCAUGAGACCUCGUUUGCCACGUUCUUCACGGAAGAACCUUCUCUAUCUCACAUCCAUUUACACGGAAGGAGGUGGUCCAUUGUCCAGUCCAGGCCUCUUGUCAAACUACAGUGAACAGCCAAUUUACACUAUAGAAAGCUUACAGUGGAGGGCGAGGCAUGAAAAUCAGGUUAAAAGUGAAGGGCAGGCUGCAGAGAAUCAAGAAGAUGUUCUGGAGAAAGAUGAUGGUGUACAGGAAGUAGACGAGGAGGAAGAAGAGAUGAUAACUGAAACAAAUCAUUUGGAAGGACUUGCUCAUUCUGAUAACAUGGUGGCUAUUGCUGAGAAAAAGGCAGCACUGCAAGGUUCUGCAUGGCAGAUCAUUGCAGAUGAAAUACAAUGGAAAGACUUUCCUCUUGGGAAACUCCCAGGUCAGACAGAUGACCCUGAUGGUCUCAUGUUGUAUAAUUAUUCCAUGAUGUCUCUGCUUGAUCAGCCAGUGAGAGAUGAGUGGAAGUCUCUUAAUACAAAGUAAGUAAUGCUGUGGGCAAGACUUUGUCCCUGAACUAUGAAAUUUAUUUAUUUCUCUGUGCCUUGUGCUAUGAUGUGAAAAAAUCAGGACUAGUUUUCAAACUGUUAUUUCUGUAAUAGUUUGACCAAGGUAUCUACCAAUAUUUGUAAUAUCUACUAACUGCUCUUCUCUCAUGCAUUUUUUAAGUAAUGUGUGUGUUUGGAAGAACCUUUGUAGUGCUGAUGUAAUAACAUAAUAGUCUACUCUUCAAACUGUUUCAACUUCCACUGUUGUCUGAUAUUGUUAGUAAGAUACAGUAUGCUGAUCCUCAAGAGUUACUAGUCCACAAAUACAGGGUUUUUAAAACAAGUUACUAAGAGCUGGUGCAGAGUCUGCCUAGUGAUACACUGGGAUGAAUAAGUUUAGUGGGAAGAACUGUAGCCUUGCAAUUAAAGCAUUCAGGACUAGUAGCCAGAAGAUGCAGCUAAGAGCAUUAGCUCCCCAGCAUUCUUACAGCCUGACCUUGGAGAAAUCAUGUAGCCUCCCCCACUGUCAGUCUUCCCAGACUAGCUAAUCUUGUACAGGAAGCGAGAGUCAUUUUAAAAUGUACAGUGGUCUGAUGAAGCACUUUGAGGUGCAGUAGUGGGAAAGCUUGACAGUGAGAAGGUUCAACAAGUCUUAAGUGCAAGCUGCUGCUGCACCUGGGUCAGAGCUAUCCCAGACAGGAGUACAGACUGGGAGAACUCAUUGAGAGUAGCCCUGCUGAGAAGGACUUGGGGGUUCUGGUGGACAAACAGCUUGACGUGAGCCAGCAGAGCACGCUUGCAGCCCAGAAGGCCAACUGCAUCCUGGGCUGCAUCAAGAGAGGGAUGACCAGCAGGUCAAGGGAUGAGAUUGUCCCACU
Messenger RNA from Oxyura jamaicensis (ruddy duck), 1859 nucleotides. Its product is annotated as ribosomal biogenesis protein LAS1L-like. The transcript has 2 exons. Lineage: Eukaryota; Metazoa; Chordata; Aves; Anseriformes; Anatidae. Gene Ontology annotation, molecular function: endonuclease activity. The record is from RefSeq and is a predicted model, not a curated record. Bases 467 to 979 code for a protein of 170 amino acids. Gene Ontology annotation, cellular component: preribosome, large subunit precursor; Las1 complex. Gene Ontology annotation, biological process: maturation of LSU-rRNA; maturation of 5.8S rRNA.